Molecule: messenger RNA, 1775 nt
Organism: Arabidopsis thaliana (thale cress)
Lineage: Eukaryota; Viridiplantae; Streptophyta; Magnoliopsida; Brassicales; Brassicaceae
Gene: KDTA
Product: KDO transferase A
Exons: 10
Coding region: 407-1549 (380 amino acids)
Biological process (GO): Kdo2-lipid A biosynthetic process
Cellular component (GO): mitochondrion
Molecular function (GO): transferase activity; Kdo transferase activity
Source: RefSeq, marked reviewed
GCAACGCCAUUGAAGGAGUCUACGGUGAAGGAAAGAAGCUAACGUCGGCGCCGUCGUUAGUUGCCGGAGACGCGAUGAAGCUCGGAGUGUUUGUAUACAGAUUAUACAGAGCUUUAACCUACGGUGUCUCCCCGUUGAUUCACCUACACAUACGGUGGCGCAGACUCCGGGGAUUAGAGCAUUUCAGCCGUUGGCCCGAGCGGUUCGGUCAUCCCUCCGCCGUAAGACCACCGGGAUCGCUUAUCUGGUUUCACGCCGUCUCUUUAGGUUACAAUCUCUAUGACCUUCAAAUUUUAACUCAACGAAACAAAACUGUUCAACUCUUCAUUGCUCAUUGAAGCUAAUCUCCAAAUCGAGAAAUUAUGAUUUUUGGUUUGUUUGUUUUGAGUGACUCUCAGGUGAAGGAAUGGCUGCUAUUCCGGUGAUCAGACACUGCAAUGAAGUAAAGUCAGAUUUGACUAUCCUAAUGACGACGACGACAGUAUCUGCAUUUGAAGUAAUAAAGAAUCAGCUCCCUGUUGGUGUAUUACAUCAGUUUGCACCACUGGAUACACCUUUAGCUAUUGACAGAUUCCUUGGCCAUUGGAAACCGAAUGCGAUUAUCAUAAUGGAGAACGAACUCUGGCCUAAUCUUAUCAUGGCUGCUUCAGGACUUCUAAUUCCGUUGGGAUUGUUGAACGCUCGGAUGUCUACUAAAUCCUUUAAACGGUGGUCGAGUCCGCUCUUACUACCGCUGGUAUCGUUGUUGCUAUCUAAAUUCUCAUUGAUAGCCCCACUGAGCACCCUGCAGGGUAUACGUUUUCAGUUGCUGCAUGCGCCACCCUUUGUCAUAAAUUAUUCUGGUGACUUAAAAUACGUGGUAAACAAGUUCCAUGUAUCUAGUGGAACAUCUGAAAGUAUAAGAGAUCUAAAAGUAGAACUCGCAGAAAUGAAAGUCUGGAUUGCAUCUUCAUUACAUAGAGGCGAAGAAGAAGUCAUUUUAGGAGUUCACAACAUGCUUCUCGAAUCACAUCCGGACUCUGUUGUCAUAAUUGUGCCUCGACAUCCACAUCAUGGCCAACAGAUUGCUCAUAAACUGCGGAAAGAUGGCCAAAGUGUUGCUCUAAGGUCUCAAAACGAAAAGCUUACACCAAGGAAGACGAAUAUAUAUGUGGUGGAUACACUAGGUGAACUAAGGGAAUUGUACAGUGUCGCUCCAAUAGCCGUCAUUGGAGGCUCUUUCAUCCCGGGCUUAACUGGUCACAACUUGUCUGAAGCAGCUGCUGCUGGCUGCGCCGUUAUUACAGGUUGUCAUGUUGGGCAUUUCUCUCACAUGGUGAAGGCGAUGCAGCAGGCGAACCCCUUAUCGGUGACACAGGUCUCGACAAAACUAGAGCUCAAAGAAGCUGUCGACUUGCUCCUGAGUAACCCUGAGAUCUUGGAAACACAUCAGAGAGCUUCUAAAGACGUUUAUGAAUCUCUAUCAAGCUGCAUUAUCACUAACAUCUGGAAACUUCUCAAUCUUCAUAUCUUUAGAGGGAAAUCAAGAAAUCACAUUGAAUGCAAAUGAUGAAAUGGCUCGACAAGUCAAAAUUUAAUUAACAAAAACAAAACCUCUUCUAGGGUAUAUAAAUAUCUCUAUCUGCAAAAGUCAAAUAAAAACCAUGGAGAAUCACAAUAUAAGACCAUAUAUAGUGGAUAGACUCGAUACAAACUAUAGAGGGGACUAUUGAGCUAUUCUCUCUCAAACUGCAUCCUGCUUAAUUUCAUCAAGUGUGGAGGCUUUCCUUUUCUUU